This is a messenger RNA of Serpula lacrymans var. lacrymans S7.9, 491 nucleotides long. RefSeq lists its product as uncharacterized. The transcript is spliced from 2 exons. The annotation marks the transcript as partial. The record is from RefSeq and is a predicted model, not a curated record. NCBI's taxonomy places the organism in Eukaryota, Fungi, Basidiomycota, Agaricomycetes, Boletales, Serpulaceae.
GUGAGCUGGACGCUUGGACUCGAAUGUAUACCACGCAAGAUGACCUUGCUCGUCGUCCGAGCAGGGUAGUUACGUACCACUCUGUGACUUCUCGGCCCAUCUUUGUUCCACCCCUUGUCCCAAAUCCUCAGAUCCUCACAGUGCAACCGACUGGAAGCCCCUGGUACCGUGCGCCAGAACCCUACCACUGGCCUCAAGAUCUACAAAUGCAAGAGCACGAGACGUUCAGAGGAUACCAUCCCCCGUCCGACAUUCCCCAAUAUACAGUGCCUUUUGACCCUAUGGAUACCAUCUUUCCGUUCCAUGCAUCGGGUGUUAGCUUGGACUAUACAGAUCAAAUGGCCAAUUUGAAGACAGAACCCACAUUCACGAAUCCUUUCAGCACCGGGUAUGACUCGUGUGGCGAUCAUUCUAGUGGUGCGUUACGGCCAGUGUUCAUGCCACCCGAAGAUAUCUCGCCCCUUGAUUGUAUCGCCACUAACACCAACCAC